UUAGAGAGGACGCAGUCACGCCUGUGACUGUGUGAUACACUAGACUGUAUUGCUGCUACUGCAUUCUCUCUCCAAUUCCAUGCAUUUUUGCUUUUUUAAAUUCUUAUUGCUUCUUUCACAUGCCAAACUCUUCGAGUACAAUUGCCGUUACUUUUAUUCCUCCUUAUGAAUGCGUUACUGCUAUGUUAUAAAUAGAUGCUUUGUUCUUGUUGCUCCAUCUGUCGUGUUCUUUUGUUGACAGGGUGGUGAAAAUUGAAUUAUGGCUGAUGAUGGUGCUGAUCCAUUUCCAGUGUUGACAAGUGUGUAUAGAGUAUCUGGUUCCAAAAACAGUCAGCUGGGCUGGAAUGUAGCCAAUUCUCAGCAAACUGUUGACUCCAGUGUAAACAACUCAAGGCAGUUACAGAGCAUUUCUGAUGGCAGUGCUCCAAGACCCUGGUUUUCUCAAAAUUUUAGACCAAAUGCAUGGGAAGUUCCAAGUGUGAUUCAGAAGCUGAGGCCGGCAAAGCGGGGUAAUGACGGAUUGGCUUUGACGGGAAGUGGAAUUUUGAACGACAAGUUGCCUCCUGAGUCAGUAAUAUCUCCAACAUCAGAGACAGAGAGAGGGACAGGGUUAAAUUCAUCUGUUGGAGUCGUUACAACUACAUCCAAGGAUUGUGAAAAUGUUGAAUGCAAGGACAAGGAUAAGAGAAUCCCAGAACCCCAAUGUGAAAACAACAAUGAUCAGAUUGUUGACAAUGGAUCUGAUAUUGUUUUUGAUAGUGAUGAUGAUUGUUUUUUAGAUGACAUUGACUCAGAUACUGGAGAGAGAAGCCAUGAACAGUGCAAAAAGAGCAAGUGGCUCAGGAAUUUCUUUGAUAAAUUAAAUGCACUCACCAAUGAGGAGAUAAGUUCAUUAGACAGGCAGUGGCAUUGCCCAGCAUGCCAAGGGGGUUCUGGUGCUAUUGAUUGGUACAAAGGGCUGCAUCCCCUUUUGGAUCAUUCCAGAACAAUACAAACAAAGAGGGCAAGACUGCACCGGAUGUUUGCUGAAACUUUGGAGGAAGAGUGUUUCAGGAGAAGAGCUCCAUUAACAACAGUCAGUGACGUCCAUGAUAUAUGGGAGGGUCUUGGUAAGAAAGUCAAGGAUCAUGAAAUAGUUUGGCCCCCAAUGGUUAUCAUCAUGAAUACAAGAUACGAGCAGGACGAAAGUAACAAGUGGAAUGGAAUGGGGAACCAAGAACUCCUUGAUUGCUUCUGUGACUAUGCAGCGUUGAAGGCUCGACACUCGUAUGGUCCACAAGGGCACCGAGGGAUGAGUGCCUUAAUUUUUGAGGAAUCCACGGCAGGUUAUCUAGAAGCCGUGCGGCUCCACAAGCAUUUUAAAGAGCAAGGAAGAGAUAGGGAGGCUUGGGAUUGCUAUCGGAAUCCAUUUCUCCCAGGUGGGAAGCGCCAACUUUAUGGUUACUUGGCUUCUAAAGAAGAUUUAGAUAUUUUCAACAAGCACUCUAGAGGAAAGACAAAAUUGAAGUUUGAAAUGAGAUCAUAUCAAGAGAUGGUUGAGAGCAAGAUAAAACAUAUUAAUGAUGAUAGUCGGAAGCUUGACUAUUAUAAGAGCAUGGUAGCCAAAGAACAAAUCAAAUCACAAGUAGGUGCAGACUCUUUAUUGAGAUUAAGUGAGAAGUUAAGCUUGACAACCGAAGAAAACCGUGUUGAUCAACAAAAUAAGGAGAUGGAUGCACUAGAAAAAAAUUUCCAGAGCCAAAUCCUAGACAUUCAACAAGCCAUAGCUGCAAAGGAAGAUAAGUUUGUGAAAUUACAGCAGGCAAUGCAAGAAAAAGUGAAAGAGUCCUGCGGAGAAUCUUCUGAGAAAGAGGACAAGGUAGAAAAUAUCUCUUGUUUCCUGAAGCCCCAAGACAAGGAGAUGAAGCAGUUUGAGGCAGAGAGAGAGAAAAUCAUAAAAAUUCAUGAAGAGAAAAGGUUGGCUCUGAAGAAGAAGCAUUGGCAAGAGCAGGUUGAACUUGAGAAGGAGUUAGAGAAUGAACGGACGCAGCUCAUGGACAAGUACACUUGCAACCAGACUCAAGAAGAAAACUGUUAUGUGGAUCAUUAAGGAAAACAUACACAGAAAUGGAAAAAGCCAAAAGCAUCCACAGGCAUACAGAUCAUGCAGAGUACAUGUUAUGUGCUCUGCCACAUUUUCCAUGAAUUUAUACUUUUUUCUUUUGGUUUACUCUUGCAUUUAUUUUGAAAGUUGAAAAGUGAGAAAGUUAACAAGCCCCACCGGCACCAAAAUUCUGGUUCCAUUUUCGUUGAUACUUGAUAUAGUUUUGCUCUCAUUAUAUAUGUAGCGUGCAUGCUUUGCUUGCAAAUGGUUUCGAAUAUAAAUUUUCUGUUGAUUAAA
This is a messenger RNA of Glycine soja, 2380 nucleotides long. RefSeq names its product protein SUPPRESSOR OF GENE SILENCING 3-like. The transcript has 6 exons. Bases 260 to 2089 code for a protein of 609 amino acids. The record is from RefSeq and is a predicted model, not a curated record. NCBI's taxonomy places the organism in Eukaryota, Viridiplantae, Streptophyta, Magnoliopsida, Fabales, Fabaceae. Gene Ontology annotation, biological process: defense response to virus; regulatory ncRNA-mediated gene silencing.